AUGCCGGACUACUGUGGUUGUUGCUUCUGGAGCGCCAACGCCUGGCAGUAUCUGCCGCAGGUCUCGCUCCAGGCACACGCCACGAUUCUUUCCUCUGCUGCCCGUACUACUCUCACGCAGACCUUUGUCAACCCAUCAAAAGCUCUCGUCCAAGAGGUGUCAUACACCUUCCCCCUCUACGAUGGCGUUAGCGUGGUGGGUUUCGAGUGUCGCGUGGGGUCGCGCCUGCUCCACAGCAAAGUGAAGACGAAGGAGCAGGCCAAUGCCGAUUACCAGGAUGCGGUCGCUAAUCAGCAAACAGCGGCCAUCAUGGACCACUCCAGCAGCGAGAACGAUGUCUUCGUCAUCCGCCUUGGCAAUGUUCCCGCAAAGGAAACAAUCACCGUUAAGAUCACCUUCAUCGGUGAGCUAAAGCAAGACGCUCAGAACGAUGGCAUCCGCUACACCUUGCCGAAUUCCAUUGCCCCCCGCUAUGGAAACCUCGUGAGCCAGGCCCAUGACUCCUUUUUCUCUUCAGGAGGUGGUCUACCCGCAAACCUUCAAGGUAUCUCCAUUACGGUCGAUGUUUUGAUGGAAAAAACUUCUAUCAUUCGGGAAAUACAAUCCCCCAGUCACCCUAUUAAAUUCUCCCUUGGCCGGAUCUCAUCCACCUCGAUAGAUUCUUCCUCUUCAUUCGAACCAUCCAGGGCGUCUGCAACCUUGCAGCUCGCCAAAGAGAACCAUGUUUUACUGGAACGAGACUUUGUUCUCAUUGUCAAAGCGGAUGGACUUGAUAACCCUUGUGCGUUACUUGAAAUUCACCCCACCAUCGCGGGCCAGCGCGCCUUAAUGGCCACCCUGGUUCCCAAAUUCAAUCUACCACCCGCUCAACCAGAGGUGGUUUUUGUCAUUGACAGGAGCGGAAGCAUGCGUGACAAAAUUCCCACUCUGAAGGCCGCUCUUCAGAUCUUCCUCAAAUCCCUGCCAGUCGGCAUCUGUUUCAAUAUUUGCUCAUUUGGAUCUCACCAUUCCUUCCUUUGGCCAACCAGCAGAGUCUACGAUGCAUCCAGCCUGAAUGAUGCUUUGAGCUUUGUAUCUACCGUUGACAGCAACAUGGGAGGUACAGAGAUGCAACGUGCAGUGGUUGCCACUGUUACAAAUCGUCUCCGGAACAGAGAUCUGGAAGUUCUCAUACUCACUGAUGGACAAAUUUUCAGUCAGGAUGAUCUCUUUUCCUUUGUCCGCACAUCCGCCGCCGAUAACACUGCUCGAUUUUUCUCCCUGGCAAUUGGCGAUGCAGCAUCGCACUCAUUGGUCGAAGGAAUCGCACGAUCAGGUAAUGGUUUCUCGCAGUCUGUUCUUGAAUAUGAAGAUUUGGAUCGAAAGGUAGUAAGAAUGCUCAAGGGGGCUCUCACUCCUCAUAUCUACGACUACAAGCUCGAGGUGCAGUAUGAUGGUAAGGCGGACGAUGACUUCGAAGUCCUAGAAACGGAUGAGACCAUGGCAGGUUCCGAAACAGAGGUAGAAGAGGCCCCCGAGACGCCCAAAGCGGCCGCUACUCAACAGCAUAUCUCACUCUUCGAUGCCAACUUUCAAGAGUCCGACGCAGAGCUUCAGUCCUGUCAGCAGGCAAAUGACCAGGGCCUCCCAAGUAUCUCUCCCCCUCGCACCCUUCAAGCGCCUUACCAAAUUCGAUCCCUUUACCCAUUCAUCAGGACCUCGGUUUAUCUCCUUCUGGACCCUCGAUCGUCUGACCGCGCUCCGCGGUCUCUUACCUUGCGUGCUAGUUCCAAGUGGGGUUCCUUGGAAUUGCAAAUUCCCAUCGGUGAUUCAGUCAGGGGUGAGACCAUUCAUCAACUUGCUUCACGCAAAGCAAUGAUCGAACUGGAGGAAAAGCACGGAUGGCUGGAAGACGCCUGUGAUGACAACGGAAACUCAUUCAAACAACUCCACGUGCACACACAGCAGCGUAUAGUGGCCCGCGACCUUGGAAAGCGAUGCCACAACGGAGCACUCCGCGACACGGAAGCCCAAGGAGACCGAAGCAGGAACAGUGCCACUUUACUCCCCCGGGCUAUUCGGGGGUCCCGCCAGGCAAGCCACACGUGGGCUGAGCCCAAGCUACGCACAGAUGCCCAUGAUGAGGUUGUCCUGCAGUUCUGCAGUACCGAGUGCGUUCGGCUCCAGAGGUGGUCCAUGUAUGCAACAAAAUAUGCAACAAGCUGGGGUAUCCGCAUUUGGAGCUGCUCCGCAAAACGCACAUCAAGGUUUCCGAGGGACUUCGUUGUUUGGAGGAUCGAAUGCGAGGGAAAGGCGGUUUAUGGACUCCACACCAAGUCCGCCCGCAUCAACGGGCCUUUUCCAGGCAGCCUCUGCCCAAGCCCAACCCUCAACAAUAUUUGGUGGAGGACGUUCAUCCGCGGGGCCGUUUGGUUCGUUCGCUCAACCAGCCACCGAGAGCUCCUUUUUGGAAGCACUGGUCAUGGCUCUACUCCCUUGUUUGGAGGUGCUGCCAGAGGACCGGCACCGGCCAGAUUGUCAGCAGAAACAUCACCUUUCGCUAGACAGGAGCAUGAUAAAGGAGGUUUUACCUCCACCACGACGCAGCCAUCAAAGGUCCAUGCACUUGUAGCACUGCAAACUUUCCAAGGAAACUGGGAGUGGAACCAAGCGUUAUUUGAUGUGCUCGGCUUGAACAUGGCCGAAAUUCAAGCCAAGAUUCUCCAUUUGGUUCAGGUUGACACUCUUCACAUAGAAGCAGUAAAAUCUGUUGCUACUCUGCUGGCGAUGGGUUUCCUUGUUAACAAGAAUUCAGACUCACAAAGCGUUUGGGAAUUGGUAUACGGUAAGGCUGAAACAUGGAUCAGCAACACAUUGCCUGGACUAGGCUUCCUUGGCCACUCCAUCGAAACUAUGAAGACCGAUAUCAUGGCUCUCGUCUGA
This is a messenger RNA of Penicillium canariense, 2922 nucleotides long. Its product is annotated as VIT and vWA domain-containing protein. NCBI's taxonomy places the organism in Eukaryota, Fungi, Ascomycota, Eurotiomycetes, Eurotiales, Aspergillaceae. The record is from RefSeq and is a predicted model, not a curated record. Bases 1 to 2922 code for a protein of 973 amino acids. The transcript has 2 exons.